Molecule: messenger RNA, 787 nt
Organism: Aspergillus sclerotioniger CBS 115572
Lineage: Eukaryota; Fungi; Ascomycota; Eurotiomycetes; Eurotiales; Aspergillaceae
Exons: 2
Coding region: 124-666 (180 amino acids)
Source: RefSeq, a predicted model, not a curated record
CCUAGUCAAAGGUCUGCAGAAAUUGUAGUCGUCUGUCCUGCCCUCCUUUCACCACAGAACCCAUACUGUGAACUACCCUUACUUUAUAUACCAAUUGACUUCUACAACGUCAUCAACGUAACCAUGGUCUUCCUCCCUGCCUUGUUCACCACCGUCCUUGCGGCUACCACCGCCGCCGCCGCAUCAACCAACACCACGACCACCACCUUCCCUAGCACCCUCAACAUCACCACCAUUACCGCACACAACAACCAAUCCGCCCUGGAAUGCUGGUCCCUGGACCCAGGCUAUGCUACCUCCUCCCAAGCCGGCGUCUCCGGCACUGCCAUGCUCUCCCUCGGCCCUGUCACCGGCAACGCAACCAACAUUCUCAUCCCGGAGGCUUAUGAUGGUGGUCGGCAUAAUGCUCCGACGAUUCAAUGGGUGUUAUUCCUCUCUGGAGUGGCUCAUAUCACUUUACCCAAUUCGACGGAUGAGGCGUGGGUGGUGGGCGGCCGGAACGGAGCUAUUCUGGCGUUGGAUACGGAGGAGGUGAGUGCGUUGGGCCAUUCCACGGUGUAUCCGACGCAGGAGAGUACGGUUGCUUUGGAGGUGCCAUUGGAGAAGGUCCCGGGGCAUAGGGUGUUGCAUAAGGGGGCUUGUGUGGUGGGGGAGAUUAGUGGUUAGGUGCUAUAUAUACAUCAUCUUAGUAGUUAGUAGUAUAGUAUAGUAUAUAUUGUUGAUGUAAUGGUUAGGAUUUUGGGGGAUAGGAGAUACUAUAUUUAUAGAAGGGUUAGGUACUAGGACG